Pipistrellus nathusii (Nathusius's pipistrelle) is the source of this 1659-nucleotide messenger RNA. Lineage: Eukaryota; Metazoa; Chordata; Mammalia; Chiroptera; Vespertilionidae. The record is from the annotation of a GenBank genome assembly.
AUGGACCGGAAGGUGGCCCGAGAAUUCCGGCACAAGGUGGAUUUUCUGAUUGAAAAUGACGCCGAGAAGGACUACCUCUAUGACGUGCUGCGGAUGUAUCACCAGACUAUGGAUGUGGCUGUGCUUGUGGGAGACCUGAAGCUGGUCAUCAAUGAGCCCAGCCGCCUGCCGCUGUUUGACGCUAUCAGGCCCCUGAUCCCGCUGAAGCACCAGGUGGAGUACGACCAGCUGACACCCCGGCGCUCCAGGAAGCUGAAAGAGGUGCGCCUGGACCGUCUGCACCCCGAAGGCCUGGGCCUCAGCGUGCGGGGGGGCCUCGAGUUCGGCUGCGGGCUCUUCAUCUCCCACCUCAUCAAAGGCGGCCAGGCAGACAGCGUCGGGCUGCAGGUAGGGGACGAGAUCGUCCGGAUCAAUGGGUACUCCAUCUCCUCCUGCACCCAUGAGGAGGUCAUCAACCUCAUCCGCACAAAGAAGACUGUGUCCAUCAAAGUGAGACACAUCGGCCUGAUUCCUGUGAAGAGCUCUCCUGACGAGCCCCUCAAAUGGCAGUAUGUGGAUCAGUUUGUGUCAGGAUCUGAGGGCGGGCGGAACAUUCUGGGCUCCCCAGGGAGUCGAGAAAACAGGGAGAAGAAGGUCUUCAUCAGCCUGGUGGGCUCCAGGGGCCUUGGCUGCAGCAUUUCCAGCGGCCCCAUUCAGAAACCAGGCAUCUUCAUCAGUAACGUGAAGCCUGGCUCCCUGUCUGCCGAGGUGGGGUUGGAGGCAGGGGACCAGAUUGUCGAAGUCAAUGGCAUCGACUUCUCCAACCUGGACCACAAGGAGGCCGUGAACGUGCUGAAGAGUAGCCGCAGCCUGACCAUCUCCAUCGUAGCUGGAGCUGGCCGGGAGCUGUUCAUGACGGAGCGGGAGCGGCUGGAAGAGGUGAGGCAGCGUGAGCUGCAGCGGCAGGAGCUCCUCAUGCAGAAGCGGCUGGCUAUGGAGUCCAAUAAGAUCCUGCAGGAGCAGCGGGAGAUGGAGCAGCAAAGGAAAAAGGAAAUUGCCCAGAAGGCAGCGGAGGAAAAUGAGAGAUACCGGAAGGAGAUGGAACAGAUCGUGGAGGAGGAAGAGAAGUUCCAGAAGCAGUGGGAAGAAGACUGGGGCUCCAGGGAACAGCUGCUCUCCUCUAAGACCAUCAGCGCCGAGAUGCACCCAGUGCCCCUUCGCAAACCAAAGUAUGGUCAGAGAGUGGAGCCCGAGCUUGAGCCUGCCGACGACGACGGGGACAGAGGCACGGAGGAGCAGGGAGAGCAGGAUUUCCGGAAAUAUGAGGAAGGCUUUGAUCCCUACUCCAUGUUCACCCCAGAGCAGAUCAUAGGGAAGGAUAUCCGGCUCCUGCGCAUUAAGAAGGAGGGAUCCUUGGACCUGGCCUUGGAAGGCGGUGUGGACUCCCCAAUCGGCAAGGUGGUUGUCUCGGCUGUUUACGAGGGCGGAGCUGCUGAGCGGCAUGGCGGUCUUGUGAAAGGAGACGAGGUCAUGGCAAUCAAUGGCAAAAUCGUGACGGACUACACGCUGGCUGAGGCUGAGGCUCUCCUGCAGAAGGCUUGGAAUCAGGGGGACUGGAUCGACCUUGUUGUUGCUGUCUGUCCCCCAAAGGAGUAUGAUGACGAGCUGACCUUCUUCUGA